CAGCUACCAGCGCACAGUAAACAACCCGACGUCACUUCCGCUUUCAGGUUGACAGCAAAACAACAGAAGCAGGAGCGAUAAAAACAUCACAAACCAAGGAAACAUUUCUGGAAAGCAGCUACUGUUACAGAAUGAAGGUGCUGAGUUCACAGCAGGAGACAGAGGAGGAGAGGAGCUUAUCUCCUGUAGACUGCAACAACCACCACAGCUGUGAGGACAGAGAACAGGAGGAAGUUCCCCAAUACAACCAAGAGGAACACCCACAUGACACAAAUAAAGACCACCCCAGGCAAGAAGGAGGAGUCAUGUGGAGAGUGGGUGGCGGCCUGUUCGGCAUGACACGAAACGUCGUUGGCGCAACCCUGGGGGGUGUUGCAUGGGUAGGAACUAAAAGUUUUGAGCUCACUAAGACAGCUGUGACCAGCGUGCCGGCAGCCAGCGUAGGAUUGGUCAAAGGCAGUGUCUCCAUGGUUACAGGAAGUGUUGGGGCGGUGGGAUCUGCAGUGGCAAGUAAAGUCACACCAAGAAAGAAGGACAAAGCUGACUGAUGGACAGUGGCCUCUUGUGUGUGUAUGUGUGUGUGUAUAUAUGUGUAUGUGUGUGUAAUGCAAACAAGAGCAAAAUACCUCGAAAGCUUAGAAUGGAUUCACAGACCCCCAAAGUAAAGCAUGUAUUCACUAAUGCAGCUACAAAGAUACAAAAGCAGCUAAAUGUCAGCGUCAUCUGGAAAUCUGUUACACAAGGCGGCACCCCCAUCAGAGGUGCAAAGAAAUACUAACAAGCCAAUGUUGUUGUUUUUUUCUCCCAUACACGAGGGGGUUCAGGCAGACCUUUCUCCAGCAUCAGCUCAGCACUAAAAGGUCUAGGUCUAGCUAUGCAAGACUAGACUGCCACAGAAAAUGAAUAUGUCACUGAAAACAACUGUCAAAUUAUAGAAUGAGCGAGAGGCCGGAGACAGCCCAUCGCUUUGUAUCUGCAUGUCUGAACACACAGUUACUUGUUCCCUCAACAGCAUCUAACUGCUUGAAAAGAAAACGUUUUUGUUGAGAAUAAAAUAGAAUUUCAUUCCAACAUUUCAAGAAAUUGUCCGUAAAAGGACUGGUUAGGUAAGAGUACAAAUAGAUCCAAUGGAAAUCAAGAAUGAGUGAUAUAGCUCUACAUGCAUGGUAAUGUGGCGUCUGAGUACUGCUCAGUUUGUAUCAUCCACUUAUUAAAGACGGACGUCGCUUCUCCACUUCCUCCCACUGUAAAAAGAUAAGGCCAAAAUAUAGAAAGACAGACAGAAACCAUCUUUGGGGAAAACAUUUGGCUUUGAUUUUUUUGUUUGUCCCAUCUGCUAACAUGUAGGCAGCAGGCUUUAUGACCUAUACUGCAGUCAGCCACCAGAGGGCGAUCAAGAUGUUUUAUCUUCGCAUUACGACUAGCUGUCAUGUCCUCCAUCUUUAAUAUAUGUUUUGUAUAGGUUUGUUUUUUCUUUCUGUCACGUAGUCAGUUUCCUGACACUGUAAGUUGAGAACACUAUGCCAACUUGAAUUUAAAUUCUUUUCCAUGACAUUUUAGAUAUUGUUUUAUUUUGUCUGAACCAAUAUCAGUAUUUAGGUUUCUGUUGAAUCUCGAGUCCUAUCUUACUCCCCCCCCCAUAAAAUCAGGGUGUGAUAAGGACUCAUGCUUUGCUUUACAUAAUUUCAGCCACUUUGGUGUAGAGUUGCGCUAAGGCUUCUUUAGCUACCAUACAGCUAGCAUAAGUUGAGACGUUUUACAGAUAACAACAGUUGAUAUAGAACACACAUGAUUGAAUGAAGACAAUUUGAUGGGGAAAUACUGUGAGCAAUAACGUAAGGUUCUCUGAUAUAAAAUAAAAUAUUGACAUGUACAUUUUAAAUCUGAGGUUUACAUACAAUACAAUACAAUUUGAAACAAAAAUUAAAAGAGAAUUCACAUUAUACAAAUUCUGUUUAGGGGGUUAAACAACCAAAUGCACGUUGCAUAAAGCAACCAUUUUUUGCAGAUUCAAGUUCCUUGUGUAUUUGUAUGUACAUGUGAGCCAGUGCACACACACAAAAGUGUAUAGCAGUCAUCCAAUAAAUAAUGUCCCUGCUAAAGUUAAAACCAAAUCUAUACUGUUUCGUUAAAGGACAGUGAACCCUACUACUUAGCGUCACUCAAACCACUGGGGAGCACUACAUGCAGCAGUUAACUAAUUAAUAAGGUCUAAUGCAGACAGAAGACCCUUUCUAAGUCCCACUCCUUCACGCUGUGUGCUCCAAUAUAGGCUGAGCAAGCCUCGGGCAGAACCUCUGUCAACUUUCUCCUUUUCUGUACACAAGCGUGAACCUAUUCUGACGUCACCCAUUGGUUUUUGCGAAUACCAUUCUGAAUCCUUAAGUUUGUCAUUGUGGCAUUGACCAUGUCAGGUUUUUUUGGCUGUACUUAGUUUCAACCCAUCCAUAGCAGGAAGGGUGGCUCGCCUGGUCACACACAAUCUCGUAUUACAAUUAGCAGUACAACAAAAUAUGUUUGUGUCAACGCAGUAACAGAAUCUGGAUUCAUAUCUGAUCAGCACUGCCCAGUUUGACAGUUUGAUCUGAGUUUGGUGCGUUAAGCGGACUCAAUGAGAAUAACUUGACAAUCACAAGGUAGCCACACCCUAAAGCAUACCCUACUUUAUGGUCUAUUUUACUGUAAAUGGGACCAUCAUUUACUCAAUGAACAUCAUGCUGUAUGGAAGAAGACUGAAACUAGAGACCAUAAACUCAUUAGGAAACUGUUUACUGAGCUCAUAAAUCAUAUCAGAAGUCGGCUCAUUUCUCCAUAAGACUCAUUACUGUCACACUUCUUUUUUGCAACCCAUGGAGCUGCCAUCUGCUGGUCAUUAGAAAGAAUUGCAGGUUUAAGACGAUUUCAUGUUGGUUCACUUCACAGACCCAGAAGCUCUGUCCACUAAUUAUCCUGCCAGUGGCUAUGUCAUGUGUUAGGCUGUCUGUGUUGAAAAGACAACCAAAUUUUGAACAUUAGCUUUCCAAUGUAACUAGCUUGCUAAGGAUUGACGUAGAAUAGUUAGAUUUUAGCUAGCAUUUUUGCUAACAUUAGUUAGAGCAAAAAGGGGUGGGACUUAAGAAGGGUACAUUUUCAGCAACCACUGCUGAUAAUAAUUUUCUUAUAUACACGUUCAUGAAGUAUGUAAGUAUGUACCUUUACUUGGUAUUAUUUCCUCUGACAUAUGUCUACAAUUAGCAGUGCAUGUCUUUACAUUGUCUUAACCUCCAACCUAUAGGUUACCUGGAGCCCACAACAUUUAUGUGUUUCUGUUUCUGUUCAAUUUUGGUAGAAUGCCAUUUCACAAAUGGUACAAUCACACUUGUAAACAAUGCAUUGUUUAUUUAUUUGUGAAAUUUUCAGCUUGCAUGCCACAAAUGAAAUGAAAUUGGUUCAAUCUAGCAAAGGCAGAGUAAGCUAUAUGAUAUCGUGUAUUGGAACCGAAGAGGGUGACUUACUGGGAAUAUGUUUGGUUUCUUUGUGUUCAUUUACAGGUUAAUAACUGUUACAACUGUGAAACUGCUAUUGAUGGCAAUGAGAUGGGUUCUCCAAAUAACCGUUUGUGUAAUCUCACCCAGGAUAAAUUUAGUCAUACUAUUGAGAUUAGUGAUUUUUGUCCCUGUGAUGCUUAAAACUGCAGUAGGUAAAUUUUAUGAAAAUAGUUUUUUGUCAUAUUUUGCUAAAACUUUCACUAUAUCCUGACAGUAGUACACGAAACAGAUAAUCUGUGUAUAAAUCAGGUUCCUCUGGCUCCUCCUAGUGCUCCUAAUGGUAUUUGCAAUAAUCCACAGGGAAACGAAAACAACCAAUCAGAGCCGAGAAAGAUUGGUUGUUGAGUCUCAUUCCCAGGUUGUCAAAUACCAAUAAUUUGGAUAAAAAAUUAACACUAACAUAUUUCAGUCAGCCAACUCACGUUUGAAAUGUGUAUUAUAGCAGUAUAGCGUAUUUCGAUUUUGGCAUCUAGGCUCCGACCUCAUCACUCCCCACAAAUAUGUUUCCAUAGAGAUAUUGGGGAGUGAUGAGCAAAUACCUUAACCCCCUAGCUGGAGCCUACAGGUGGAGGCUGGGGUGGUGGUGGGGCUUACAGAGCAGCAGGCAGCAAUACAGAUGCAUGGCAACAGUGGCAUUGACAGAGCAGAGGGAGAGCUGGGAAAUUGUGCAGCUUGAAUAGACCGCCAGAUUGGAAGGGUGAGCUUGGUUCGUGAUUAUGGAGUAAGGCAAGUCGUGUGUAUAUCAGCGCAGCUCGAGUUGACUGCCUGAACUAGCUCGCAGGCUCCGCUCCAUAUUCUCAUGCACUACUGUCAUCAUAUAGUGACAGUUACAGCAUAUAUAUAGACUUGUUUUUUUUAGUUACUUACUGCAGCUACCUUCAGCUUACUUUGGAUAUACACAAGUUGAGCACUGCCGUCAUAGGAAUUACUUUUUAGUUAUCACAUUCAGGAAAUAGUUGGCUAUAUUAUUUUUUAUUUUGUUUUUCUUUCUUUCUUUCUUUCUUUAAAUAAAUCUGUGAAAUUAUAAUAGCUAAAUAGGAUUUUUAUUGUUUAUAUUGUUUAUUAUUUAAUUAUUACUUUGGCCAGAGGCAUAGAGUUUUUUAGGGGGAGCCCUUCUACUCAGUAUUUAGAAUAGAGCCUGACCGAUUUUAGAGGGGAAAAACGAUUGGUUGUUUUUGUUCAGGCCCGGUGGAUUCUUGCAAGUGACCUACUGCAGCUUUAAACAGAGGGUUUAUGAAGAAAUAAAUAAAACAGCUGAAAAAUGAUCCGCGACAGGAGGACUUACUUUUAUAAUAGCAUACAGGUUAUUGUAGGUGAAUAACCUGUCCCUUACAAUGUGAUAGUACAAAGACCAAACUCUGUUUGCAAUUGUGUGAAUUUUGUAAUUGUACUGUUGAACCUACAUUUUUAUAAGAAAAUAAAAUCAUUCUACAUUUGC
This is a messenger RNA of Dicentrarchus labrax (European seabass), 4965 nucleotides long. Its product is annotated as Transmembrane protein 263-B-like. The transcript has 3 exons. NCBI's taxonomy places the organism in Eukaryota, Metazoa, Chordata, Actinopteri, Moronidae. The record is from RefSeq and is a predicted model, not a curated record. Bases 132 to 548 code for a protein of 138 amino acids.